AAGAAGAACGACUUCGGCGAGAAGCAUUGCCCAACAGCCUUGCACGAGCAGCGAAUUUAGAAGAAUCCAAGGCACGAUCGGCAGCGGAAGCGAAGAGGUGGCUCCCACUAUUUACCGUAACUACGAGUCAAAUGAACCGCGAACAGCCGGAAAAUUUAACAGAGGAGCGGUGGGUUGUAAAUUUCCAAGUUGCUCCAGUACUUGGUAUCAAGGAUUUGGAACUUUCGCAAUGUAAUUCCAUCGCCCCUUUUCCCCGCUCUGUUCCCAGUAUUUUUGCUGACACCCGAAUAGUCACAGCCUGGGAGAAGCGGUCCUUAACUGACAGACAACGGACCUGUAUCUGGCGUGUGGCUCGCCGCAUGCUCGCUGAAUCGGAUGAACCAACGCCUCUUAACUCUUCUAUUCAGGGCCUAGCAAAAUUGGACGCAGCGACCGCUGCUAAAUUUUUCGAUAUGAAGCAUGUCUUCUGGAUUAAGCUCUCCGAUUUCAUAGAUAUUGUUCCUCGCUACCCACAUCUUCGGGACGUUCCUGUUACUACUCUGCCAGUCUGCCUUGAAUAUUUGGAUGGUCCCAAUGGACCUAUCUUUCCCGAGCGCAAGGUGACACGGCAGCGUCCUGAUAAUACCUUCCAGUCGCAACUGAACGAUGCACAGCCUCAGAGAAACUUCAAUAACUCGAUGGAAGCGGUUAUGCAUCAAAUGCCGCAGCAUGCACCAGCACUUCCCAAUGGUUUCAUUCACUAAAGGGCGUGCAGCUGGCUGAUCUUCUUUCUAUGUUAAUCUUCGUUCCUAUUCAGCUCGAAACUGGCUGACAUUACUUGGACCUCCCGCUGGAACUCGUUGAACGCCUUUUCUUCUUCGACUUCUCUUACGCUAAGCUAGCGUUCCUCCAUAUAUGCUCUCUUUCAUCGUCUACGACAUAUUUAACUUCUUACGCUGUACGAUAUGAGCUGCUCGGUGUUACGGUUUUUGGCUUUCUUUUGUCCGGUCCGGAUUUGCAGAGCAUUUGGCUGAAUCUUGUUCGAUUGGACUUUGCAGCUCGCUUAUUGUAUAUCAGAAAGGGUAAACCUUAAAAUAGAUAUUUAAAUGUGUG
Molecule: messenger RNA, 1092 nt
Organism: Xylona heveae TC161
Lineage: Eukaryota; Fungi; Ascomycota; Xylonomycetes; Xylonales; Xylonaceae
Exons: 2
Coding region: 132-743 (203 amino acids)
Source: RefSeq, a predicted model, not a curated record